CUGUAAACUACUGAUCUCACUCCUGGAAAAGCUAGUGACAGGAUCUCCUGCUGGAUCCUUUGAAGAUCAAAACAACAAUAUUUCUCCUUGACCAAGAGCUCUUCUAUACAACCUUCAGGCAUAUUCUAAGGAACCGACAAUUUGUUAUGUCUAUCCUGUUAAGUUUAAAGCUUGAGGUUUCUUCUAGAUUCUCUAUUGUACCCUGGACAUCGUAUUCUUACUAUGUGUCAUAGGCGGAUUAUCGAAAUCGGAUGGAGUGGUUCAAGGGCGAAGUCUCGGACGCAAUUAAAUCCGUGAAAGAAGAGUCCAAAUUACUACUAGUUUUUAUUAAAGGGACUGACGAGGACUCUAGCUUUGUCUCCACCCAGUUCGACGACCAGGUUGGGGAAGUUUGUUGUAAUGUUGUGUGUGAGUAAUCAGUAUUCUGUAUAUUUUAAUUUACUGGGAGCCUAUUCUUUCACAACAUAUUUAAUUCUGUGUCAGUAUAUGUGCUGAAGUAAACGUUAUUUUAACAUUGUAAACUAACAUUUCGAGUUAUAUCAAACAACGGUUUCGCAGCAUAUAGAUUCUUAUACACCAAAAUACCUAUAUAAUUGUUAUUAGAUGGAUAUAUGAGGGAGUUGUGUUAGUUUAUCCUCUUUCCUCAAAUAGAUGAGUUGGAAGCAUACCGAUUGUCUCAAUAUUUGAGAAAUAUAGUUGGAGAUGCGAAUAAUAAUUCUUUCUGUUCCAAUGAAUAUGCUCUGCAUAUAUACUGAAAAAGCAUCUUUAAUAUUAUGACGUAAAGUUGUAAGCAACUGAAGACUAUGGAACAAAUGGAUCCGCAUUAUCCUGCUGCGUUCGUUCCUACUCUAGUUAAACUUAUCAAUGCCUUCAGUUAGAAGCUUCUUCUCAUGCUGCUGUUCAGUUUUCAGCAGUUUAUGCAGUCCUUACUGUUCCUUGUAUUUACCUCAUUGGUUCCACUGGGCAAGUAAUAGAUAUAAAGCUGGGUCGUAUUGAGAGUAAAAGUUUAGUGGACUGGAUAAAAAAGUCAGGAUUUGGACCAGUUAAUAACGUGAACUCAACUACUGCAAGCAAUAUAUCCGAGAAUGAGCUGCAUGAUGACACCGAACAGGCUUUUAGAUCAGAUAUGAUAGAGCCAUCAGUGUCAUCUAUGUCGGAGACUCAAAUUAGAAGUUGUGAACGACCUUUGGAAGAACGAAUAGAACGCGCUUAUCAACUAAUUCAGACUCAAAUACAACGCAAAGAAGAGGAAAUUAGUAAAAAGUCUGUUGAAGCCGAGAUUAAACGCCGAGAAGUAGGGAAAGCCAUGAAUGAGUUUAAGGUGAAAAAUUUAGAUUUAUCAUAACACUAGUCGUUUUUAAGUUGCUGAACAGAUGUUAGACAUAUGAUUCUUUACUUAACUUACUGCUUCUGGAGAACUGUCACUAUUUUUAGUAUGAAAAAUGCACUUUUUGUUUGUUUCCGCAAUGAUAAUUUAUAUUUUAAUUACUCAGAUUUACGUGACGUAAAUCGUGAUCGAUAAUUACAAUCUAUUUCAUUAAGUCCCACUCAAAGGUGGAUAAAUGACAUGCUCUUUAAUGCCCUGGUACGGCCGAGAGUGGUGAGAGUCAGCGCUCCCUCUCGAAAUGCUCUCACAUGGCCACUUGCAUACAACUACUGCCAGGGAGGUCCUAUUCACUGCCUUCUCGCGGCAGGGGUGUUAUUUACGGAAUUUAGAAGACGGCAAGCAAAUGUCCGGCGCUUUAACCGGUUCCGAAGGAUCCACCUAGAGGAGUCGGAAAACCCUGAUUCUAAACCAAUGGUGCACAUGGGCUCCAGGAUCUUAAGGAAACAAAUGGAGUAUGAACCUAUUGUUAGUCACUGGCUACCAUGGGACUGCAUCUCCUUAAGUUACUCCACUGCCUUGUGGACCAGACCUUUAGGUCAAAGGCUCUGGGUGUUGCCCCCCUAGGAAAACCAUCUUUAGUCUGGGCACCCUGGCAGUAUCACAGCCCUCACGUAAAUCAGUGAUAACUGCUACUGGUCUCAUUGUUAUUGUGUGGCGCAUAUGUACUUGGUGCCCCCUGUACCAUUGUUUAUGUGUUUACAUAAUGAAUAAUAAAUAAAUAAAUGACAUAUCAGGUUUUUUCGACUUCCAGUAUGAUUAAUUCAUGCACGUCACUCUAGCAUCUUUUAUAGGUCAAUUCAACAUAUUCUGUAUUCAGUACCUCGCUGUCAACAGCUCUCUUGUUGCUGUCUGUUAGUAAUGAGCGUUUUCUCUAAGUGAUCCAGAAUUCGCACUAACUACAUAGUUCUAAUCCUCAGUAUUUCAGUUCAUAACAUUUGUAAUUGAAAGAUAAAAUGUUUAAAUAACAAAGUGUAAAUAUGGUUUUUCCACAUGAAUCAGUUUUUGUCCAUGUCACAAAGAUUACGAACUGUUCUGAGUAAUGAAGUCUUUGAAACUUUUAAGUUUUAUUCGAUUUUCCAAUUACUGGAGCCUAGCGGUUCCCUCAGAUCUCACUUAUCGAUUGAAAAUUAUCCAUCUAGCUUCGACUUUGUAUCUUCAGCAGUUUAAUCAGAUAUGGCUCGACCGUAGCUGCUGCCUUGGCGUGGUGGUAGGGCUUGUCUGUGGUACUGAGUUAAUCGAGCUAUGUUGGUUGGAAGAUUGUGUCACUUAAAAAAAAGUGAGGGAAAAUUACAACACGAUUACCAUAGACUUCUGUCCUGAGCCACGUCUGAUAACGUUUCAAUUCACUGGGUUGCAUUAUCUCUCAGACACCAACUGGGAAGUCGUAAUGGACUGACAAGUCCCAGUCAUGUACAUACUUUAUCCAUACCCUGACACCAUGCCAUGAACUGACCACCUCUCCGCUUUUACCAACCAGUCCCAAUGUCGGCAAAUAAUGCACAAUGUGUGAUUCGUUGGGAUGACAUUAGUAGUACAUGUCCAAGCCACCGAAGUCGAUGUUUCAAGAUGGUGACACCAGUUGAAUUAUCGUCACUGUGGCCGAACACACCUUGCCGAACCUUCACACUAUUAAUAUGGUAUUGCGAUUGAAUGUCAGGAAUCGUUCGGAGACAGAUGAGGAAAAACAGAGAGAGUGGCUUAACAUGCUUAAUUUGGAGAGGUGGGGUUUUACAGGUGUAGAGUAAAACUUCUCCAACCGAUGCGUUGUAUGCGCGACACUUUUUAACGAGAUCAACAUCACGAUUGUAUGAAAGGAUUUGAAGAUUGGCAUAAACCGCUCUGGUUCACUGCACUUAAAUCGAACUCAUCACUCACGCAACCACCAGGACUCACACAACUCUACCAAUACACGAACGUUUCGAUUACUUUUAACUGCUUACCACCAAGAGUGAGUUAAGGUACUGAGUUCUGGCGGUCUUGUAAAAGUUUUUUGCAUUUAGAAUCAACAAAGUAUAUACCAUACCUAUGGACAUUGAUUAUUAACUGACUAAUAGCGAUUUGUGUGGCUUGAGUAUCAUCGCAUGGUAAGGCAUUAUUGUCCGCAUACUAAAGGUCGAGAAGGAUUUACUCAGAUAAAAGAUUUGCUCCCAUCUAAUCUGUUUCCAUAAUGUCGUUGAUGGUAAAAUUGAAGGUAAAUGGUGGUAUUGGGCAACUCUACCUAACCCUACUGUUUGGAUGAAUCUAUGCAUAGAGGUGGUUGUAUACACUUUACCUAAUCUGUUCGUGCACAGAGCCUUCAAGGUGUUAUUAAACUCCUCAGGCACAACUUUCUUCUACAAACAACCUCAUAGAACAGUCCUGUCCAGCAACUCAAAGUCGGCUUAGAUAUCAAGAGCUACAGCGAUCGUUGGGCUCCAAUAAUUAUGACGGCAGUCUAACAUGCGGUAAAAAAUGACGAUAUGAAAAAUUCAUCCACGACAAAAACAAAAACCAGACUAUUCGCGAGUCGAUCCUUCACGUAUUUUGAGUAGUUUGUGAAGUACGAUGGAAACCAAUAGUUUGAAUGGAAUUGGGAGUAGACGUAUCACCUGAUAGUUUUUACAUAAAUGACGUAAAUCCUUUUUAAAGAUAGGGAUAACGGUCACUUUAUUGCAGACUGUUGGAAUACUUUUUAAUUCCCAAACCCCGACCGUUGUCGCUACCUCGACGUGGUGGUCGGGCUUGCCUAUCGUGAUGAAGCAACCGAGCUAUACUGGCUGGAACAACCGUUCCUCAAGGUCCUACCAUGUCAGACAGGUCGGUUGAAGAGCAGUAAGACUAAAAGCAACAAACUUAAGGUCCGAAGGCGAAGUCGUACUACUGACUGUACAGAGGUGUGACAGCAGUAAGGUGUUUCCUUCAGACAACCAGUAUGACAGCGAUGCUGCCUUCCCACAAGGAGGGGUGGGGUUAGAAAAGGUCGACACUGAAAAAUGCACACCUCGCCUUAUCCCACGGAUAUCCAUCUCCGGCGGUAAGGUCUCAACAAGUACGGAGCUAACACAAAAAUUACCCAUGAAAAGGUCGUGUGUGACCGACCUCAAGCAGUUGUCCGUUGGGCACUGCGGUCACGUUCUCAGGUCACUAAGACCACCUCUAAUCCAAUUUCGUUUUCAGGUACUUCCAGAAGAACCCUUCCACGGUGUGGGUAACCGGGAAGUGAUAACCACCCUCAUACUUCUAACAGCACUGAAGACCAUUGUAUUCAUAAUCAACCUCCCUCUUCAAUUCCUAUUAUUCAUCCUACAUCGACUUUCAACUCUAAACUUCCUCUUUCGUCUUCCUCAAGUGUCACCAUAGCCAACGAUUCUAGUGCGCGAAACACUGUCCCAGAUCUACUGAAACCUCGCUCCAAACUAUACGUUGGAGCCCUCAACGUACGCACCCUAUAUCAAAUCGGUCAACAGGCUUCCUUGGUUAGAACCCUAUAUGAUAAACUAUCUACUUAUGAAAAAUAUUCCUCUCGCUCCAAAUAACAAUCAAGUGACUCGCAUUAUUAUUAUUAUUAUUAUUUGCUACGCCAUUAUUCACCCUCUUUUACUCCUACUCUGUCUAUACUUAUUUUUUCGACUUAUACAGCAGCUCGUCUAUGGUGGAAAUUCGACUGUAUCUAAACGUUCUCGAGUCACUGUCCGGUUGAAAAUUGUAUGUUACCAUCGAAUAUGAGUACUGAAGUAGUUUUUCUGAAAUCACAUGCACCAUUCAAACUGGCUGCCUUCAACGUUCGCACGCUUAUGCAGGUUGGACAACAGAUAGGGCUGGCUAUGUCUUUGGAAAGUCUUCAUAUCGAUGUUUGUUGUCUAUCCGAGACCCGUAUUCAAGACUCUGGUGAAGUACUACAAAUUCGCGCUCCAUCUGUCGCUUCGAAAAGCUUGUUUUAUGUGCGCUUAUCCGGGGACCCUGUGGCAUCUUCGUCUGGUCUUGCUGGCGUUAGUGUCGCACUAAGCGCUAGAGCUGAGGCAGCACUAGUCGAUUGGAUCCCCAUUAACAGUCGGUUAUGUGCUGUUAGAUUAGAGAGUUCCAUCAAAGUGAGAAGAAAUCGGCGUGAGAAACGAUGUCUUUUCGUCAUCUCCGCCUAUGCCCCGACAGAUUGCAGCCCGGAUGCAAUCAAGGAUGGGUUUUACCACCAGUUAUCUGUUCUUCUCCAGAAAGUGCGUUCGAUAGAUAUUGUAGUACUAGCCGGAGACUUGAAUGCUCAGGUCGGACGUCUAGGCACAGAAGAGAGUCGUUUAGGUGGCCGAUGGGGACUUGUUAGUCGCAGGACAGAUAACGGGGACCGUCUACUGCAACUGUGCACAGACUACAACCUGUUUCUGGCUAGCACUAACUUUCGGCACAGUCAUCGCCGAUGUGCCACCUGGCGUCCUCCCUCUGCAUCUCAAGCCUGGACUCAGAUUGAUCACAUUGCGAUCAGCUACCGCUGGCGUGGUUGUGUACAAGACUGCCGCUCCUUUUGGAGUACCUAUCUGGACUCUGACCAUGCCUUGGUCUGCGCCAAUCUUACCUUACUUUUCAGUGGACGACGAAGUGACCGCCACCAACGGAUUGAUGUUAGCAAGCUGGUUGCAACUUCUGUUGCAAGUAAAUAUCGAACCGAGCUAGCUUCUAGGCUAGCUACCAUUCCACCGAAAAGUAUGGAUGAGCAUUGCUUGCAAUUGCAUGACGCCAUGAAAAUGGCGGGUACAGUCAGCUGUGGGUUCGCGAAACGUCCCGCAUAUAAGCACUGGGUUUUUCUGGUCCCUUACAACUCAUUGAAGCCCGUCGGUCUACUCCGAGUGACCGUGAGUUUGACCAUAAACGAAGCAUGUUACGUAAUGAAAUUGGGCAAAGCUUGCGUAAGGACCGAGAAGCCUGGUGGUCGAAGCGUGCUUAUGAGCUGGAAGCAGCAGCUGCAUCUGGUAAUUACCGGGAGCUCUUCCAACUCAUCCGAGCCACUGGCAGCAAGAAGUCUGGUGUGAGUGAAACAGCGAAACAGUGAAAUCUAUCAGUGAUUUAAACCCCAGGGUUACAAAGAACCGAUGGAUUUCUUCAAGGUCUAUUGCACUGAUGGAUCCUCGUAAACUCAUCCCAUCAGGCACUGAACACGAUGAAGAGCAUAAAGAAAUCAGAUCUAGGUUAAGCAAUAGUCUAAGGAACGACCGUGAGCAGUGGUGGUCAACGAAAGCAAAAGAGAUGGAAAAGGCGGCGGCUAUAGGGAACACAAGACAGCUCUACAGACUAGUAAAAGAAACUGGAAUUAAUAAGUCAAAUGUAAGUCAGACUAUUUCGGAAAAAGACGACACUCUCAUCUGCUCGCAGUCCAGACGUUUAGAACGAUGGGCGGAACAUUUCAGAGGACAGUUCAACUGGCCUUUAGCUACUCUACAACUACCCUCCAUUCCCAGACAGUGUGAAUGGAACAUUGAAGUAGUUCCCCCAACUCUUGCUGAAGUUCAAAAGGCUAUAGUUAAUCUAAAACGAGGAAGGGCAGCUAGUUCAUAUGGACUGGCUCCAGAGGUCUUUAUGGAUGGUGGUCCAAUUUUAGGGACUAGGUUGACUAAUAUUUUAGCUAAAAUCUGAGAGUUGGACGUAAUCCCAUCUGACUGGUCUCAAUCACUUAUCGUCCCAAUAUAUAAGAAGGGGUCGAAAUCAUCCUGUGAUAACCAUAAAGGGAUUAGUUUGACUAACAUGGCAUCUAAAAUACUAGCCUCGAUAAUCAUCAGACGCCUAACUAAGACUCGUGAACUGCAAACACGAGAGAAUCAAGCUGGCUUCAGACCUGGUCGUGGCUGCAUCGACCACAUAUUCACCAUUCGUCAGGUUCUAGAACAUAGGCAUACUUAUCGGCGUCCGACAGUGGUGGUCUUUCUUGACUUAAAAGCAGCAUUUGACUCGGUAGACCGCGAGAUUCUGUGGCAGUGUCUGUCAUUGAAAGGCGUACCUCGGAAGUACAUAAACCUUGUGAAGGCUCUUUACUCGAACACUGCUAGUCGAUUCAGAGCUUAUGGCGAACUGUCAUCUGCUUUUGCAACCUCAAGUGGUGUCCGUCAAGGUUGUCCACUUUCUCCAUUUUUGUUUACCUUCAUCAAAGACCUAUUGAUGGAAAUAACAUUCUCGUCGACUGAAUUCUCGGGUAUUGAUCUCCAUCCAGGAGGUCCACUUAUCGACUUAGAAUACGCAGAUGACAUAGUCCUGUUUGGUGAAGACGCUGAUAAAAUGCAGAGUCUUCUGGUAGCACUGAGCAACAAUGCCAGAAUGUUUGGAAUGCGCUUCUCUCGCUCUAAAUGCAAGUUGUUGCUUCAGGACUGGUCUGCGUCAACACCUGAACUAAGGAUAGAGAGUGAAGUAGUCGAACGCGUUGACAACUUCACUUAUCUUGGAAGUCUGAUCAGCCCUAAUGGUUUGGUGUCUGAUGAAAUCUCACCACGGAUUCGAAAAGCUCGUUUGGCUUUUGCCAACUUACGUCACCUAUGGCGAAGGCGAAAUAUCCGUAUAUCAACAAAAGGACGAGUAUACUGCGCGGCAGUCCAUUCUGUUUUAAUUUACGGCAGCGAAACAUGGCCAUUGAUAGUAGAAGAUACUCGUAAGCUACUAGUAUAUGACCACAGAUACCUUAGAAAUAUUGCUGGCGUCUUCUGGGAUCACCGGGUAAGUAAUUGUGAGGUUAGACGCAGGGUAUUAGGGGAUGAUGGUAAAUCAGUUGAUGAGGUUGUGAAUCUUCAUCGACUGAGAUGGUUAGGCCACAUGUUACGUAUGCAUGAACACCGAUUACCACGACGCGCAAUGCUAACCGGUGUUGGAGGUGGUUGGAAGAAAGUUAGGGGCGGCCAAACCAAAACGUGGCAUCAGUGCUUGAAGUCACUAACUUCUAGUCUGAGCCAUGUUGGUAGACGCAGACUACUUGGUUGGGGUCCGCGUGACUAUCGUAACCAAUGGUUGGAGACUUGGUGACAUGGCUCAGAAUCGAUCACAAUGGCGUCGGUGUAUACACUCUCUAUCUUCCCUUAAACUAAGAGAUUAAAAUUACUUCAUAUCUUUCUUUCUACGAACUAAUUCUUUCUUCCUGUACUAUAUCCUUAUUGCAAUCUUUCUUUUAUAUAUUACCACCUCUGAAUUAACUACUUUUAUGAAUCCGGUGUCCAUCUUGUUGUGUUAAUGAGGUAUGGCAACUUGGACCGAUGCAUAUAUGUGCCUGGUCCUACGUUGUAGCUGACUGACUGAAUUCCCAAACCUUUCCAACAGUUCAGUCAGUUCCGUCACCAAAGUUCGCCACCAUACUUAAGAAGAGCGAGAUGUAAGUUGUCUGGGCCUGAUGAUUUAUAGCACCACAGGAGUCAGUUUUUCAUUGACUUCCGCCCCGUUUAGUAGGUCAGUCGUCACCGGCCAUAGAAAACAAGACGGUGUAGUUGAUGUUACUACAGCAACAAACCAGCUAAACUAUUCCUGGACGUCCAACCAGAUUCACAGAUUGUUUUACUCACUAGACUUCAUGCUACGAGUGGCUCUAAUUAGUUGAAAGAGCUUUCGGGAGCUACAACUGCUGCUUUCAGCUCGUUUCCACGCUCUGAUCACCGGGUUUCUGGGUUCAGUAGUUUUUGGAAUCAUUCAGUGGUUCAUGACAAAUGCCCUCUAUUGAAAGCUCAUGGUUAAUCCAUUCAAAUAUCCAUCAGAUUCUUCUAAUUGUCUUAAACAGUAUCAUGGCUCCCAUAGAAUAAAUGCAUAAAAAUAGAAAUCAUAUUUACUUUCAAUUACCAGUUUGACUGUUCAUAUGUUAUGAUGAAAUCCCCACUUUAGUGUUUCAUUUUCUUGUGGUUUGUAUAAUUCCGUCUACAUUUUAUUCAACGGCUCACUACCGUUUGAGAUUUAAUCAAAGACAUCAUUGAUGAAAGAUCACGUAAGAUCUUCUUUAUGAGAUUCUGUAUAGUGCUAUUCGUUUGUGGACGUUUUUGUUCUUGCUUUAGGAACGUCAAAAGCAAAAGGAAAUUGAUGAAAUUCUAGCUGAACGUCGUAAAGACGAGGCGGAAUCACGCAGACGACUGGAACAGUUGCGUCAACAGAUCGAAGAGGAUCGUAAAGCAAGGGAAGAAAGAUGGUCACGAAUGUAUGGUUCGCAAUCUAAAAUAUCUAGUAAUUCAGUUCAUCCUCCACAAGAAUUUCUUAAAAGUUCAUCUUACUCAGAUGAGGUAUAAAUCGUGUUUGUUUAGUUGUGUACAUUUUUUGAGUUUUGUACCUCAACCUAAUUGAAAGUUUGAAUCAUUUCACAGUUAUUACUAUAACUCCUGCAUUUUCUCCGUAUUAUUCAGUGUAACUGGAUAGUUACGCUUGUUGAAUUUCAACUCUUGAGUUACAUACCCGGACCUUAUCUCACUUGAUUCUGUUUGUACAGUCCAUUUGUAUCACUAACCAUCAUGUGAAUAGCGCAACUCUAAUCUGAAUACUAGAAACUACACUUGGUUACUGGAUUACGCAAAGUAGCCGACUUAUGUGAUAUUAUUUAAAUAUAUUUCAGAGUAUUUUUUUAGCUUGUCAGUCAGUUAUCCAGUAAAUAAAAGUCUUUUCAAUCAUAGAUCUCUAUUCGCUUUUACUCUUUUGAGCAUCACUUCAUUAAAUUUUAUCGAAUUAAGUUAGUGACCUAUGUUUUGUAGGAAUCUCUAACCGUUAGACUUUCGACAUUCUAUUUUGAUGACAUAACAAAACGCUAUUUUUCUGUCCCUUGUAUGACUUAUACUGUAACAUUUUGGACAUGCACAGAUUCGUGCCAGGUCUUACGUUGUUCUUACGACUGGUUGACUGAAAUAAUGAGACAGUAAGUUUCUCAAACUUUAGAUAAAUUUUUAAACGUUCUAUGGCCAACUUACAAUUUAUAUUCCAAAAUUGAUUCCUCGAGAGCAAUGAAACUUCUUUAUUUCUUGAUUGAGAUCAUGAAUCAAUUGAUGUUAGACCACUGUUGGAAACCUGGAAGCACUGGACGGCCGUUUCGUCCUAGUAUGGGACUCUUCAGCAGUGGUCUAACAUCAAUUGAUUCAUGAUCUCAAUCAAAAACUUGACAAUCUCCACAACCCCUAUACUGAUAAUUAACAUGUGCUCACUAGUGACUAGCUUCGUGAGGGAAUUCUCGGAGUUUUAGUGAGAAGCCGUGACCAGUGGAGCUAAUCCGUGUCGGGUAGAGACAGGUAUCUACCCCAGUACAAUGGAAGUUGGUCGCGCAAUUUCGUGGAUUGGUUGAUGUUAGACACUAACACCAUUGGAUGCCGGCUCAGUGGUCUAGUUGGUUAAGCGCCUGGCGCGAGACCGAUAGGUCCUGGGUUCGAAUCUCGCAGGGAGCGGGAUCGUGGAUGCGCACUGCUGAAGAGUCCCAUACUAGGACGAAACGGCCGUCCAGUGCUUCCAGGUUCCCAACGGUGGUCUGACAUCAAUUGAUUCAUGAUCUCAAUCAAAAACUUAACGAUCUCCACAACCCCUAUACUGAUUCUUUAUUGCUCACGAAAACGAAAUUUCCACGAAAUGAUUAUCUUUUCCUGGGUUUCUGUUCCUCAGUCACAUAUUGCAUGUUAAUAUACUGAGUAAUCACAGUGAUAAUUUAGCCCUAGUUUUGCAUGCCGAUGAAUUACGUAACUGCUUAGAUCAUUCUGAGAAGCUAACUUUGAUGACUAUUUUAUAUUGAAUGUUUUGUUCCACUUCCUACUGUAGGUUCGGUUACAGUUAAAAUCAUCAGAAGGUGGUCGUGUAAUUCAUCGAUUCCCCUCUACGGCGACUAUUUACGAUGUACGAAAUUGGCUUCAAGAGUUGGUGUCCUGUGAUUUCCAAAUGGUGGAUAACUCUCAAGUUUUAAGUGAAACUGACCGUAAUAACUUUAAAAAUUUAGUCUUGCAAGGAUUUCGGUUUCUGCAGUUAUAUCCUAAAAGGAUCUUGGGACCAGAAGACGAAUCUCAGUCAUUAAGAGAACUUGGUUAUUAUCCAUCAGCUGCAUUGUUUCUUGUAUUAAACAAAUCUAAUCAAGCUAUCACGCGUUCAAAUGAUGGAAUCGUGUCCCAGUUUUACAAUAUUAUCAGUUCAGGCUUCAGCACUACUUAUGGUUUAAUUGGUUGGGCAGUAAGUGGUUUAUAUUCGUUGGGACAGAGUCUUGUAUCCAGUCUGACAGGUUCUCGCACUCAGCAAUCUAAUAGUAAUCCUCCUGGAAAUACUGUACCUCCAAGUGGUUCAAAACAAAAUCGUUCUGUAAGACGUCAAGUAAGUUCAAGAUCAUUCUGAAGGCGGAAUUGAUGUUAUAAUUCUAACUACAUGUAGUGUUUAUAAUAUCAUCGUUGAUUGUGCUAUAUUUAAUCUCUUUUAUAGGGUAAUGUUGCUCGUCUUUCGCACAUGCCUGAUAGUUCGGAUGAUGAACAAGCCCGAUGGAAUGGAAAUUCCACAGAACAACUGUGAUACAUACUACUGUUAAGCUGCUAUUAAAUGUCUUGUCUUUCCUUACUUUGAAUUGUAUAUUCAGUUAACACACUCCUAUUGUAACUGCAAAAAGCAUAGAAUAAAUAAUAUCUUUCUAGAUGAACGAAAUAUGAAAGACAGUUUUAAAUUAACUCAUUCACAAAUGUUUUCUAUCUCAUAACAUACCCUUAUAUAUUUGAUAUGGUUUCUUGAAAAAACUGGAAGCGCUAUAUCGUGUUAUUUAAUUUAUAAAGUCCAGUAAUUGAUUUUUACCAAGGCGCACAGAAAGUGUAUAUGAUCUUGUUUAGUUUUGUUGGUUAAAAGUGUUUUUAUUUACUAAACAUUUUCGUAUUUCAAAAAUAAUUUCAUAAAUACACCUAAUAACAGUAAAAACUUGUUGGAUACAUGUUGUACUUCAUACUAGGCAUAUAAUUAUCUUUGUUAGAUAUACUCACGAUAUGGAGCUACAGUCAAUUUUUUUAAACUUCCAUUUGUAUCUUCAAUCUAACCUUGUUACUCGUCUGAAUGUUCUCGAGCCGGUACCAGUUUUUCGGAUACUUUAAAGUUUUAAUUUCAUUCACGUUUAUUGUACCACUUAUUAUAGUCAUAGGAGUAGAUCUAACAAAUUGUGCUACUAUUGAAGAGAUUACGAAUCACCAAAAAUCGGAAAGCGGAACGAAAGUCAGCAACACAGCGAUAGGACAAGCUAAGCUAUUCUAGUGCGCCCCAGCCUUGUUAACUAAAGGAAGAAGACCAGAUUCAGCCGAAGGAAAUGCAUAUUCCACAAGCAGUCGGAAGUACGAACGAACAAACACACAACCCAUGCAUAUAUAUGUAUAGUAUAAAAAUGUUCUCGAAAAACGUCACAAAAUCGCGUACUAAAAGAGGAAACGAGCAAAUGCCACUUAAGGCCAUUGCAAGUGGGAAAUACAAACUGAAGAUGAAAGUGGGCGCGAAAAUGGGAAAUUCAAAUUCCGAAAUUAAAACUACAAACACGUGACGUUUGCCAAGUGAUUUCUGGGAAUCUAGUAUCCCCAACACUUUCAAUAUUAAUUGAGCCUCACUGACCGGUUAACUGUUCUAUGUUCAAAUAUUUGAUUUUGUAAAAAUCCGACGAUACUGUGUAAACUAUCCAUUGUAAUCAGUGGAUUAUAAGUAGUUCAGUAAAUGUAAAUACUUGUACCUUCUUGAUGGUGAUUGUUGCAGUUCUCCAAGUUUCAGCUCCGUACAGUAGAACUGCCUUGACGGUAUUUGUUAUAACUUUUCGUUUGAAUGCUUAUUAUCUUGGCUCUUUUAACGCUACUUUUUGUAUUUGGUCGUCGCUGAUUGUUAUGUCAGAAACGCUUAUCACCUAUACUCGGAACGAGGAACCUCUGCAAUUCCCACGAUGCGAAAGAACACAAAGACUGGUAUAAGUGAUGAUUUAUUAACCUCAAAACGUGACUACUUUAGUAGGAAAUACACUCAUUUAUAUAUUGAUUGUACACCGAUUUUGAUUAAUAAUUAGGAUGAAAUCACAUAUAUGAAAAAUACUUAGAGUUAUAACAAAUCACAUACUAAGCAUAGUUCAUGUCAAUGGAAUACAAGAAUAUCGUAUAUUAUACAGAAUAAAAUAUCACACGAGAAAAGAAAAGAAAUACUACAUUCAGUAAUCAUUACAUUGAAUCAAAACGGAAUUAAUCUUGAACAAAGCUCAUAAUGAAGACUCAAAGUUGAGAUCCAUCUUUAAAUUUUAUGACUUCAUCCUCCCCCAUGAAAUAAUGUUGGGUCCCCAUAUUCCCAAGCUACUUUAUUUAAAGCAUAUUUCCCGCAUUGUGUAGAGAACCCACUAGAACUGACUAGAUGGUGUGGAUCAGCGACACUAGAUACGAGAUCAUUAAGGUCUGAUUCUUGUGAAACAUUUUCGUCAGAUCUCUUGAAAAUUUCAUUAGUAGAUAAUCGAUCACUAGAAUAAUCAGCAUCUAUCAAGAUUUUAUUAGGUUCUUGAUCAUCGUUUGAUAAAUCCGACAAAUUUUCCUCAUUCUUGUAAGAAAUUUGAUCAAAGGCAUGUGAGUCAUUAAGAUGACUCAUAUCUGGUAAAACAACUAGAGAACCCCAAUAGGUACAUACAUCAGAAACUUUUUUCGUAGAAUGAUGAGCUCCAUUUAAUGCAACUGUCUUCAUUAUGAUGCUUGAUUCAUUUUCUGUUUCUUUGUGGCCGGGUACUGCAAUAAUUUCAUGAGCAUUUAAUAAGACAUCAUCUUUCUGUGAGCUGGACAAUCCAAUGUUUGCACAUAGUGUUUCGGGGACAAUGGGAUUUGAACCCACGGCAGGGCAUGUCUCUGGGCGCAUCAUAAAUGACUGCUACUAAUUCGUUUACAUUACCGCUCACCAAGGAUUCACGGAGAGUUUCAUCUACACGUUCAUGUGUUCUGCAGCCAUUUUCCAGCUCUGUAUGCAAAUUAGAAAUUAAUUUAUCAACCUCGGUCAUAUCUCAAAAACAUGGAUGAUUUAGCAGCCGUGUGCGUAAAUUGUCUAAGACAUUCAACUGGCUCUUCUUGAAACGCUGCUGUUGUCGCUCAAAUAGCAACUGUAAUUGAUCGGAAGAGAUAGCCAUUUUCUGAAUCAGCAUGGUAAUGAAAAAUGCUGUAUGACUAAUUAGCAAUCAAUGUCGUUGAAGGACACCGGUAUGAAUUUUGUAUGCUGAUUGCUCGAAAUAAUUACACUGAAUUUCGUCCAACUGCAGGCUGACGUUGAUUCGUUAAUUAAAGUUUCGGGAUUUUUUUCACCGCGUCACCAAUGAUAAGUCUUGCUAAUUUGAACGCUUUAUUCGGUUCCUAAGCUAUUCUAGUAACCCGCAAGCUAGAACUACGCAGCGACCUUAACACAAGAGGAAAGGCGCAAAUUAAGCGGAAAGCACUUUACUCCGAAGGUUCAUUUUUGUACAGAAAAACACGGGUAUUUAUAAAUUAUUAGCAUUUGUCAUAUCAACAUUAUAUUUUGGCCAAUCCGCUAAGAGACAUAUUAUGCUACUGACCAAUAGUAGCAUACCACGGUAAUAUUCUAGAAAACUCCCUCAUGCUCUGAUUGGCCGAAACUCUUCUGCUCCAUUAGGGCUUCUGGAGGUUCCGUUGUAUUUCUCAACAGUAUUGAAGAUUCUGACUUUGAUAUUGGUUGAAAGUUGUUUUGAGUUCCAUAUGUUCUUCAAUUGAAGGAAUGCGUCCCUUGCUUCGCCUAUACGUCUGCAUCUGAUGCUCCUUGUUUAUUGAUGAUGCUUCCCAGGUAUGUGAAGGACUCUACAUCUUCCAGAGUUUCGCCAUCAAGUGUGAUUGGAUUGCUGUUCUUCGUGUUGGAUUUGAGGACCUUGGUUUUCCCCUUGUGUAUAUUGAGGCCUACUGAUGCAGAGACUGCUGCCACACUGACUGUCUAUCUGCAUUUGUUCAUGUGUAUGUGAUAGGAGGG
This is a messenger RNA of Schistosoma haematobium, 15268 nucleotides long. It is a transcript of the gene UBXN4, whose product is annotated as UBX domain-containing protein 4. Bases 5074 to 6384 code for a protein of 436 amino acids. The record is from RefSeq and is a predicted model, not a curated record. Gene Ontology annotation, molecular function: protein binding. The transcript has 8 exons. NCBI's taxonomy places the organism in Eukaryota, Metazoa, Platyhelminthes, Trematoda, Strigeidida, Schistosomatidae.